GCAGUUGGCAGAAGUCACAAAGACAGGGUUCAGGGCUGCUAAGCCCCCAUCUGAGCAGACCUGUCUGCCACCCAAGAAAUGGCAGCUGAUCUGCUUAUCACCACUCCUUGAUCCGUGGCUGACCAGCACUGUCCACGGUGUCCAUUGCCUCCCCCCAGCCCUCACCCCCAUGGCUAGCUGUGGAGACUCCUAGCCUGGGAUCUUUGCCUCAUGUCCUUGGGCUUCUGCCCUGCUAGCCAGUUCCUAUCCUCACCCCCUCAUCACCUGCCCCGGGUUCUCGGCCCUACAGCAGAGCACAGAGGUAUCAGAUUGCAUUUCCGGCUGCCUUUUUCCUCAGCUCCUCCACCCCCACUCUGCACCUGUCCCCUCUGCCACUCACCCACAUUCCCCAGCCCAGUGGACAGGAGGAGCAGAUGCAGGACCUAGUUGGUGAGACAGGAUGGAGGGGCCUGUGUUAACGCUGGGACUGCUGGCCACCCUGGUUGUGUGUGGCUGCUGGGGUCUAAAUGAGGAGGAGCGGCUGAUCCGGUACCUGUUUAAGGAGAAGGGCUACAACAAGGAGCUCCGGCCCGUGGCUCGCAAAGAGGACAGCGUGGACGUCUCACUGGCCCUCACCCUCUCCAACCUCAUUUCCCUGAAAGAAGUCGAGGAGACUCUCACCACUAACGUGUGGAUUGAGCACGGCUGGAUGGACAGCCGGCUGCAGUGGGAUGCCAAGGAUUUUGGGAACAUCAGCGUCCUGCGCCUGCCCCCUGACAUGCUGUGGCUCCCAGAGAUUGUGCUGGAGAACAACAAUGAUGGCUCCUUCAAGAUUUCCUACUCCUGCAACGUGCUGAUCUAUCCGUCAGGCUCUGUGUACUGGCUGCCACCUGCCAUCUUCCGCUCUUCCUGUCCCAUCUCCGUCACUUACUUCCCCUUUGACUGGCAGAACUGCUCCCUCAAGUUCAGUUCGCUCAAGUACACGGCCAAGGAGAUCACCCUGAGCCUGAAGCAGGAGGAAGAAGAUGGCCGCUCAUACCCGGUGGAGUGGAUCAUCAUCGACCCUGAGGGCUUCACAGAGAACGGGGAGUGGGAGAUAGUGCACCGGCCAGCCAGGAUCAACAUGGACCCCAGUGCCCCGCUGGACAGUCCCAACCACCAGGACAUUACCUUCUACCUCAUCAUUCGCCGAAAGCCACUCUUCUACAUCAUCAACAUCCUGGUGCCCUGCGUGCUCAUCUCCUUCAUGAUCAACCUGGUCUUCUACCUGCCAGCCGACUGUGGUGAGAAGACGUCAAUGGCAAUCUCAGUGUUGCUGGCACAGUCUGUCUUCCUGCUGCUCAUCUCCAAGCGGCUGCCGGCCACAUCCAUAGCCAUCCCCCUCAUCGGCAAGUUCCUGCUCUUUGGCAUGAUACUGGUGGCCAUGGUCGUGGUGAUCUGUGUCAUCGUGCUCAACAUCCACUUCCGCACACCCAGCACCCACGUGCUGUCCGAGGGGGUCAAGAAGCUUUUCCUAGAGACCCUGCCCAAGCUCCUACACAUGUCCCUCCCAGAGGAGGACAGCCCUGGCCCUGGGGCCCUGGUCCGGAGGAGCAGCUCCCUGGGUUACAUCUCCAAGGCCGAGGAGUACUUCUCGCUCAAGUCCCGAAGUGACCUCAUGUUCGAGAAGCAGUCAGAGCGGCACGGGCUGGCCCGGCGCCUCACCACAGCACGCCAGCCCCCUGCAGGCUCUGAGAAGGCCCAGCAUGACCUCUUCAGUGAGCUGAAGCCAGCUGUGGAGGGGGCCAACUUCAUCGUCAACCAUAUGAGGGAUCAGAACAACUACAAUGAGGAGAAGGACUGCUGGAACCGGAUAGCCCGCACAGUAGACCGACUCUGCCUGUUUGUGGUGACGCCCAUCAUGGUGGUGGGCACGGCCUGGAUCUUCCUGCAGGGGGCCUACAACCAGCCCCCACCCCAGCCUUUCCCCGGGGACCCCUUCUCCUACCUGGAGCAAGACAAGCGUUUCAUCUAAAGGGCUUCCCUGCCUGGGUUGGCCCAGCUCCCCGGGCAGCUUCGGUGGGGCUUUGUGCCUGAAAGGGAUGGGCCUUCAGGGGUGGCAGUAGCUCUGUGGACAGGGGUGCCUGAGAAAGGACAAGCUCCUCUUAGGGAGGCGACUCCUGGCCCUGAGACUUGAGCCCAGUUGGUUCUGCACGGCUGAAGUGGAGAUGAGCUGUGCCUCCUGAGACAAGGAAAGGCGAAGCCCCACUCCUCAAUAAAGACAGGAGCCACCAAGGUCUGAGAGUAGACACUGGCUGGUGGGUGGGUCAGGACGACUUUUGGGGAGAUAGGGGCCUGACUCAAGGGCCAGGGAAAAUGUCAUUCAGGCUGGCCUUUUGGGACCCUUCUGUGAGAAAGACAGUGGCCUCUUCUUGCCUCCCCUUCCUCUAGGUGGGGGUAGAGCAGGUGGGCUCCUGUGCCCUCACUUCCUGGUUCCUACAGCUGUCAACCCCUCAGCCUUGGCUUCUGAGGCCCCCCCAGAGCCUCCUUUUCCAGACCCCUUAGGGAAGGAGGUUUUGGGCAGAGGUGGAAGCACCAAUGUUUCAGAAUGUCCUUCCCAGCUCUUUCUGCUUUGGCCACUCUGUCUGGGUCCCUGUGGGGAGCUGAGGACUCGGGUAGGGGAAUUGGGCCCAGCAGCUAUAGAGGCCAGAGGACAGCCCAUCAACCUCAGCUCACAUGGGCUACCCUAGGGCCCCAGAUCUCAGCCCUCCCCCAGAGUAUCCCCUUAUGGUCACCUAUUCCUCUCCUCCAAAGUAGGGUUGCCUGGCAAAACUAAAAAAUUAUUCAUAUUUAUCUGAAAUUCAAAUUUAACUGUGCAUUUUAUAUAUUUACU
Myotis brandtii (Brandt's bat) is the source of this 2851-nucleotide messenger RNA. RefSeq names its product cholinergic receptor, nicotinic, delta (muscle) (gene CHRND). Gene Ontology annotation, cellular component: synapse; neuron projection; postsynaptic membrane. Gene Ontology annotation, molecular function: acetylcholine-gated monoatomic cation-selective channel activity; transmembrane signaling receptor activity. Gene Ontology annotation, biological process: regulation of membrane potential; nervous system process; monoatomic ion transmembrane transport. The transcript has 12 exons. Bases 440 to 1993 code for a protein of 517 amino acids. NCBI's taxonomy places the organism in Eukaryota, Metazoa, Chordata, Mammalia, Chiroptera, Vespertilionidae. The record is from RefSeq and is a predicted model, not a curated record.